Messenger RNA from Penicillium robsamsonii, 189 nucleotides. RefSeq lists its product as uncharacterized. The transcript has a single exon. The record is from RefSeq and is a predicted model, not a curated record. NCBI's taxonomy places the organism in Eukaryota, Fungi, Ascomycota, Eurotiomycetes, Eurotiales, Aspergillaceae. The coding region runs from base 1 to 189 and encodes 62 amino acids.
AUGGCCAACCCGGAUAGAAGGGCUCGUUACACGGGAUGGAAAAUGGAAAAUGAACUACCAGAAACGCUCAAGGCGAAACAGAGCGAGUCCCUUAGCUCGGCUGAAGUUCAAAUUCUGCUAGGAUUUGACCCAAAGAUAAGAGCGGCAUUCGUCAAGGUCUUCAGGAAGGAGGGAAAUAUUCAAACCUAG